Molecule: messenger RNA, 2222 nt
Organism: Fulmarus glacialis (Northern fulmar)
Lineage: Eukaryota; Metazoa; Chordata; Aves; Procellariiformes; Procellariidae
Product: PH domain leucine-rich repeat-containing protein phosphatase 2-like
Molecular function (GO): protein binding
Source: RefSeq, a predicted model, not a curated record
AGAAACGUGAAGCGCAACGGGAGCAGGAGCUGUUUGAACAGGAGCCGCUUUGGUUCCCGUGAGAGGGACUGGCUGAAAGAGGACGUCGGACGAGGCUGCAUGUAUAUUUAUGGAAGAGAUUCAGCAGCUACUGCUUCUUCAGACUUGCGCUUGGUCCUUUGUACAGUGGACACCCCAGCGUCUGAGAUAUGUGAUGGAGAAGGGAGGAAAAACCUCUUUUUGCAACUUCAUGGAGACCUGGUCAGGAGGCUGGAGCCCACAGAAAAACCCCUUCAGAUUGUGUAUGACUACUUGGCUGGGUUGGGUUUUGAUGAUCCUGUCAGAAUGCAGGAAGAGGCAGCAAACUCUGAUCUCAGCUGUAUGAUUCGCUUUUACAGUGAAAAGCCAUGUCAAGUGGAACAGUUAGAUCGCAUCCUGCUCUCUGGAGUCUAUAACGUACGCAAAGGAAAGACCCAGUUGCACAAAUGGGCAGAGCGCUUGGUAAUUCUCUGUGGUACGUGCCUCAUUGUGUCCUCUGUGAAAGAUAGCCACACAGGAAAGAUGCACAUCUUGCCUCUCGUUGGAGGGAAGGUGGAAGAGAUGAAACGUCGGCAGUACACACUUGCUUUCACAUCUGCUGGAGCACAAGCUCAGACAUACCAUGUUUCCUUUGAAACGCUGGCAGAGUGCCAACGGUGGCACCGACAGGCGUCCACGGUUGUGUCUAUGCGACUUAGCAUGGUUGAUCUUUCAUGCUACAGCCUUGAGGAAGUACCUGAGCACCUCUUCUACAGUCAAGACAUCAUCUACCUCAACCUACGACACAAUUUUAUGAGAUCAAGUGGAGCAGGGAGCCUUGACUCUCUUUGCAGGUUUUCUCAGUUGAAGAGCCUGAACCUGUCUCAUAACAGACUGGGAGAGUUUCCUGUAUCACUGUGCGAGAUCUCUACUCUGACAGAGCUUAAUAUUUCCUGUAAUGGCCUUCAUUACUUGCCAAGCCAGAUUGGCAAACUGUUGAAUCUCCAGACCUUCUGGCUUGAUGGGAAUUUCCUCACGUCCUUACCAGAAGAACUGGGAAGUCUGCAACAGCUCAGCUGUCUUGGGCUUUCCUUCAAUAACUUCUGUGAACUGCCAGCAAUUUGUGAGAAACUCGUCAUCUUAGAGAAACUAGCCCUGGCAGGGAACUUGCUAGAGACCCUGGACCUAAAAAAAAUCAAAAGCGUGGACCUGAGGCUGAACAACCUGAAGAGAGCAGCAGCUGACACUCUGGAGGGGAACAAAUCUGUGACUUACAUGGAUUUACGAGACAAUCAGAUGACAGAUCUGGAUCUGAGCUCCUUGGGCAACCUGGAGCAGCUGCACUGCGAGCGGAACAAGCUGAAAGAGUUGACUCUGAGUGGCUUCUCCCUUCGGGCCCUCUAUGCCAACAGCAACUGUCUGACAGCUGUCAAUAUUUAUCCGGUUCCUGGUCAACUGACAUGUUUAGAACUCUCUCACAAUCAACUGCAGUGUGUCCCAGACUGGGCCUCUGAAGCAAAGAAACUGGAAGUUUUGGAUGUGAGCUACAACCUCCUUGUGGAGCUUCCAUCGAGGAUCCUCAGCAGCUUGAGCCUUCGGAAGUUGAUGGUGGGGCAUAAUCGUCUGCAGAGCCUUCCACCUCUUCUAGAACACAUUCCACUGGAGGUGCUGGACUUUCAGCAUAACCUGUUGACUAAACUCCCAGAGACGUUCUUUGUUAAGGCUCUGAACCUCAGGUACCUGAAUGCCUCUGCAAACAGCCUGGAGUCCUUGCCCUCUGCAUGUACAGGGGAGGAGAGUCUGAGCAUGCUGCAGCUGCUUUACUUGACCAAUAAUAACCUCACAGAUCAAUGCAUCCCUGUCUUGGUGGGACACCCGCGCCUACGGAUCCUGCAUCUGGCGAACAACAACCUACAGACUUUCCCUGCAAGCAAACUCAGUAAGCUGGAGCACUUGGAAGAGCUGAAUCUGAGUGGCAACAAACUGAAAACAAUUCCCACAACAGUGGCAAACUGCAAGCUACUUCAUACACUUGUUGCACACUCUAAUGAAAUCAGCAUCUUUCCAGAGAUCCUGCAUUUGCCCCGUAUUCAGUUUGUGGACUUGAGCUGCAAUGAGUUAACUGAAAUCCUAAUCCCUGAGGCAGUGCCAGGUGCCUUGCAAGAGUUGGACCUGAGCGGAAACACAAACCUGGUGCUAGAACACAAGACACUGGACAUCUUCAG